CGUCCGGCCCGUGGGGCGAGGGAGACGCGGCCGUGGGGAGGUCUCCCGUGGGCCGCCCGACCUGCUUCGCUUGCCCUUCAGCCGGGAAGGGCGUGUGUUGGGAGGUAAAGGUGGACGGUGUAGACAUGGGAACCGAGGGCGGGCCUUCCUAGCCAAAGAGCAGGGCAUGGCAGAAGGUGAGGAAGCUGGCGACGACGCCCAAGUCCCACCUGUCCGCCUCUGGGUACGGCGGAUGGGCGUCUACUGCGAUGAGAACCAAGCAACAUGGCUGGUGGCACCAGAAGAGGAAGGAGGGACGCUAAAAGCCCGGAUCAGAAGAAUUCCAGUCCCCCUGGGUGAAGCCGUGCGCCCCAGCCGCCUUCCUGCUUCUCAGCUGCCCCAUAUGUGGCAGCUCUCAGAGGGCCCCCAGUACCGGGACAGUAACUCUCGUAUCUGGGACAUUGAACACCACUUAACGGUCAUGGGAGUGGAAGAGCUGCUGUUGAAACUCCUGACCAGCAAUUAAACCUGGAGCUGCAACGCCAGGACGGUGGUCCCGUUUGGGUUUUUUUUUAUGUGUUAACUCCUAGCACUCAACAUGCCGCUGCCCCCGAGGCAGAGCACGGCGUGCGAUUCUCUUAACCACCCACAGCAGCAUCGCCCAAGAG
Molecule: messenger RNA, 647 nt
Organism: Ahaetulla prasina
Lineage: Eukaryota; Metazoa; Chordata; Lepidosauria; Squamata; Colubridae
Gene: MTCP1
Product: mature T cell proliferation 1
Exons: 5
Coding region: 167-505 (112 amino acids)
Molecular function (GO): protein serine/threonine kinase activator activity
Source: RefSeq, a predicted model, not a curated record